Molecule: messenger RNA, 1260 nt
Organism: Kwoniella mangroviensis CBS 8507
Lineage: Eukaryota; Fungi; Basidiomycota; Tremellomycetes; Tremellales; Cryptococcaceae
Exons: 3
Coding region: 1-1260 (419 amino acids)
Source: RefSeq, a predicted model, not a curated record
AUGAAAUCUACCACUUUCCUCGUAUGGGGUUUAUCCUCUUUGAUCCUCGGACAAGCUAUCAGUCUGAGUAAGAUUUCAGGUUUCAAGAAACGUUCACCCCUUGACGAAGUCGAUGGCUCAGCGACUCUUCCGCCAGGCGUGGAAUUACGGGUUGGUAUUCCCUUGUUUGCUCAAACCUCUUCAGCCUCCUCUUCGGAUCUGCUAGAAGCCAGAAACACUCCUGAAUCAGAGGCAACAACAAGUAAUGCCGCUGCUCCCACCACUUCCCCUUCUUCUUCCUCGUCAACCUCAGCAGCACCAAUUACCAAGACUAGAACUCAUGUGGCCACCGUGACCGCCUCAGCGCCAACUUCUUCUUCUGAAAGUUCAGGCGUCCCGAUUGCCACAUCGACUUCUCAAAGUCUCUCGCCGGAACAAUCAUCCUCGGUCGAAGAUUGUAAAGGUGCUUGUCCUACAGCAUCCGAGGAGGAGGCUCCUCCUGGAGAUACCUCUGAGGCUGCCGUUCCGACCUCUUCGACUGCUCAACCUAAGACGUCUGAUAAACCUGCUGAAACCACCAGUCAAGCUGCCACACCUACCACUUCUGCGGCUUCGGCCCCUGAAGGGGAGGAUGAUUGCGAGGACGAAGAGGAAGAGGAUGACUGUGAAGAAGAAGAGAAAGAAGACGACUGCGAAGAAGAAGAAGAGACCAAACCAUCUCCCACGACUGAAAAUGCGGCUGUGCCUACCGCCACGAAACCCGCUGAGGGAUCGAGUGGAGGUGAAGGUGGAUCGAGCGAAGGGUCUGGCAGCGAAAUGGAAGAUUGUGAAGAUGACGAUGAAGAGGAAGAAGAUUGUGAGGAAGAGGAGGAUGAAACAUCUUCGCCAGCACCUCAAUCGUCUACAUCUAGUCCCGGAACGACCGAACAGGCUGCUACCCCAACCUCAUCGGAAACACCUAAGCCUACUUCAACUCAACCAGCCACAACAGACAAAGCAGCCGCUCCAACUUCGUCCAGUCCCCCUGAGACUACCGAAAAGCCAAGCUCAUCCGAGUCCAAACCCACAAGCUCUUCUUCGAAAACAUGUGAUUGCGAUGAUGAAGAGACUAGCACAAGUUCGUCGUCACCUGCACCUACUCCCACUGAAUCGGCACCAGGAGAAGGUGAUGCUGCUCCUGCUGAUUUCACCGCUGACGAUGGAAAUAUUGCCGCUUUCGCUGUGCAUACAGAAGAAGCAAAAGUAUCUUCCACUAGCUCUUCUGGUUGGACUUGGCUUUAA